This is a messenger RNA of Linum tenue, 2236 nucleotides long. The record is from the annotation of a GenBank genome assembly. NCBI's taxonomy places the organism in Eukaryota, Viridiplantae, Streptophyta, Magnoliopsida, Malpighiales, Linaceae.
ACCCAACAGAGCAGAACCGGAGAGGAAAAGCCCACUCGGAGGCCCGUUUUUCUCUUUGCCCUAAUCCGCAUAUUAUGCUCCCUCCCCCAUUUCUCAAGUCUCUACCCUCUUCUCUUCUUCGCCGAUUGCUUUCACUCCUGAGUAACGCUCUCACAGUCACAGACCUGAUCCGCGCAUUCAGCUCUCGCCGGAGAAGGAGAAGAAGGAGAUGUCGUCGGCGCUCUUCAUCGCCGUUGCGUGUUACCAGUGCUCGACUGUGCAGGUGAAGCAGCAGAAGAAGAGCAGCAACAAGUGGACUUGCGUGGUGUGCAACGAGAAGCAAUCGGUGAGGAAAGUGUUCUUCCAGAGCUACGUGGCCAAAGACGUGCGCCAGUUCGUUCAGUCUCGCAACAUGGCCCGCAAAAUCGCCGACGAACAGGCGUCUUCUCUGGAGCGUGGAGAAUUGAUUCAGGAGCAGCCAUUAACAAUGGUUCCAGCUUCUUCUUUUUGUAUCAGGGCCGAGAGCAAGAGGCGAUAUGAUUGGAGUGAAUACCUAGAUCCAGCAGAGGACAAUUCCGAGCAGCAGGAGACUGUGGAAGAAGGAGAAGUUGAGGUGAUCACAGAGAUGCCGCCUAAGAGGGCCAAGUUUAGGAAUGGCGAAAGACUGCCUAAUCAGAUGAAACAGACCAACAAAGAGCAAGUGAAGGAGUCUCAGGGAGCAUCAUUGAAGUAUGAGGCGAGCAAGUUAGCUGAUCCUAGCAGAAGGAAUGCGACCAACUUGCUAUGCAACAAGGAGGAAACAAUGGUGCGUCAGUUAUCAACAACAGCAGCAGCAACAACUGCAACUGCGAAGGCAUCGAAGUGGGAUGAUUACUUAACCAACGAUGAAGAUGAAUGGAUGUGGGAAUUCUGUGUUGGGUUGUACAUGAUCAAUCUCUGGCCUGGUUCUUUAAUCCUGGCAGCAGUUUACGGAGCUGUUGAAUCUGCUUCAAUUGCACUCUUUGGUCCGCUCGUUGGACAGUUGAUUGACGGCCUCACUUAUGUGCAGAUUCUCCGGCUUUGGUUGGUGACGCAGAACCUGUCUUUUAUAGUUGCUGGUGCCACAGUGAUAGCCUUGUUGCUCUCCGCAACUCUCAAGUUCACCAAUUUUACAGCAUUCAUAUCCCUUGUUGCAUUAGCCAACGCCUCUGGAGCAAUUGGCACUCUUUCCACUCUUGUUGGCACCAUCCUGAUUGAAAGAGAAUGGGUAGUGGUGAUUUCCGAAGGCCAUCCUCCAGGUGUGUUAACAGAGAUGAAUUCAACCAUCAGACGGAUUGAUUUGACCUGUAAGCUACUUGCACCGGUGGCGUCUGGCUUCAUCAUCAGCUUUGUAUCACUAAAAGCAUCAGCCAUUACUUUAGCUUGCUGGAACACUGUAGCAAUAUGGCUGGAGUACUUCCUUUUCAUGUCUGUGUAUAAAGGGAUUCCAGCUUUGGGGGAGAGUAACCUAAAGAGGGUUUCAAGAUUUCCCCCCGCCGGUGAUGUUGAAGAAAGCACCACUACGCCCUUUAUAUCCCCUGAGAAUGUGAGCUCAAUUUCUCAUGGUGAAGCACCCUUUAACGUGAUUAAUGAUGGAUGGAGAAGGGAAAUGGAUGAAUGGCUAUCGAAGGCACCCUUCAUUGGAGCUUGGAGAGUGUAUAUGAGACAAAGUGUUGUGCUCCCUGGUGUUGCCCUUGCUUUACUGUUUUUCACAGUUCUCAGCUUUGGCACCUUAAUGACAGCAACCUUAGAGUGGGAGGGCAUUCCUGCAUAUGUGAUCGGGUUAGGUCGAGGUGUUAGUGCUAUCAUUGGGAUAUCUGCAACUUUUGUCUACCCAGUCAUGCAGUCUCAAAUUUCAACUCUCAGAACUGGACUCUGGUCAAUUUGGUCUCAGUGGGGUUGCCUUCUGGUAUGCGUUGGUGCAAUAUGGAUCCAAAGCCGGACAUUAUCAGCAUACAUUCUCAUGGCAGGAGUUGCAUUGUCUCGAAUUGGGUUAUGGAUGUUUGACUUAUCAGUGAUCCAGCAAAUGCAGGAUUUUUGGAAGCUAACUUUGAUAUCAGUGGCUGCUGUAACAUUAGCUGCCAUCCUUUAUAGCAUACAUAUAUACCGGGUGCGGAAGCACCUCAUCCACUUUGAAAAGCUUAUUGUUUGGGCAAGAUGGGCAAUCAGAUUGGCCAAAAGGAUUUACUCCUCAGCCAGAGUGUUCCUGCAAUUGUAUGCUUGUGGUAUUGAAGGCUAG